Messenger RNA from Antechinus flavipes (yellow-footed antechinus), 896 nucleotides. It is a transcript of the gene EMC10, whose product is annotated as ER membrane protein complex subunit 10. Gene Ontology annotation, cellular component: EMC complex. Lineage: Eukaryota; Metazoa; Chordata; Mammalia; Dasyuromorphia; Dasyuridae. Bases 35 to 748 code for a protein of 237 amino acids. The transcript has 8 exons. The record is from RefSeq and is a predicted model, not a curated record.
CCGCGCGUGGUCACGUGAACGCUGGCGAGCGGCGAUGGCUGCCCCCUGGCUCCUGCUCCUGCUGCUGGCAGCGCCGGCCGCGGUCCAAGGGAGCGGCUGUCGGGCAGGCGCUCGGGGGGCUGCUGCUGAAGGCUGCGGACCCGCAGGGCUGCUGCUGGAGCACUCCUUUGAGACCGAUGACAGCGUCCACUUCCGGAAGCGGGGCUCCCUGACAUGGAACGUGCAGGAUGGGACGGUCAGCCUGACCCAGCGGCAGCUGACGGAGGACGAGCGGGGCCGGCUGCGGGAUGUGGCAGCUCUGAACGGCCUGUACCGGGUCAGGGUGCCCCGGAAGCCCGGGGCCACUGAGGGCCCCGCCACCGCUGGCCACGUCUCCUCCUUCGUCCCCGCGUGCUCCCUGGUGGAGUCCCACCUCUCGGACCGGCUGACCCUGCACGUGGACGUGGCGGGGAACGUGGUGGGCUUGUCCGUGGUGACCGAGCCCGGAGGCUGCCGGGGCCACGAGGUGGAGGACGUGGACCUGGAGCUGUUCAACACCACGGUCCAGCUGCAGCCCCCGCUCACGGCCCCAGGACCGGAGACGGCAGCCUUCAUUGAGCGUCUGGAGAUGGAACAAGCCCAGAAGGCCAAGAACCCUCAGGAGCAGAAGUCCUUCUUUGCCAAAUACUGGCACCUCAUCCUGGGGGGCGCCGUGUUCCUCACGGCCAUGCGUCCGGCCCGGGGCCCGGCACCAUCGUCUGAGGCUUGAUGGAUGUACAUCGUCCCCAUUGUCCUGUUCCUCAUGAUGUCUGGAGCUCCGGAUGCUGGUGGCCAGGGAGGGGGCGGCGGGGGCGGGGGCGGGGGCAGUGGGAGGUAAGGGUCGACCUGUCACUAAAUAAAGUUCCCAUUGGACCCUG